Molecule: messenger RNA, 3152 nt
Organism: Danio aesculapii
Lineage: Eukaryota; Metazoa; Chordata; Actinopteri; Cypriniformes; Danionidae
Product: GTPase IMAP family member 8-like
Exons: 3
Coding region: 46-1704 (552 amino acids)
Molecular function (GO): GTP binding
Source: RefSeq, a predicted model, not a curated record
CGAAAGUGAAAGUGCAGAGGUGUGUUCAGCAGCUCGACUAAAGAGAUGUCUUCGAGCAGCUCUAAUCCGGAUGAUCCAAUGAUGCGGAUCCUCCUGCUGGGCAGGAAGGGUUCUGGGAGAAGCUCAUCUGGGAACACCAUACUGGGGCAAAAGAGAUUUAAAGUUCACGUACAACAGAAAAAGUAUGAAGCUGAAGCAGAGUUUGGGGAGGUUUGUCAUGCUGUAACGCAGAUCGGACAGAAGCAGAUUGAUGUGCUGGACUGCCCAGAUCUGCUGGAUCCAGAUGUGGAUCAAGAGAAACUGCAGAAACUGGAGGAGCAGCUGCUGUCUGCAUGUUCAGCCGGUCUCAGUUCAGUUCUGCUGGUCGUGCCUUUAGUCAAGAAGGUGGAGAAUGAAGAGGAGAUCCUGGAGUAUGUUAAACAUCUGUUUGGUCCUGGAGUUCAGAAGUACAUCAUGAUCCUGUUCACACGUGAAGAUGAGCUGGAGGAUCUGGAUGAACCACAGACCGUCGAGGAACAUCUAGAAGAUGAGGAUCACGCAGAUCUCCAGCGGCUGGUGACUGAAUGUGGAGGAAGAUUUCACUGUUUCAACAACAAGAGUAAAUCAGGAGAUCAGGUGAAAGAUCUGCUGCAGAAGAUUGAGGGAAUGGUGGAGGAGAACGGAGGGAAGUUUAUGAUGGAGCACAUGAGAAGAAGCGACAGCAAGGAGGCUUUCGUCAAUUUUUCAGAAGACUGCUCAACAGAGGAUUCACAUCCUCACAAUCCUGAAGGGAAAGAGCAGAUCAGACUGGUUCUGGUGGGGAAAACUGGAGUGGGGAAAAGUGCCAGUGGAAACACGAUUAUCGGCAGAAACCGCUUCAAAUCCUUCUCUAGCUCAAGCUCUCAGACUAAAGAGUGCCAGUCAGAAACUAUGGUGAGAAUCAAUAGAGAGAUUGCCGUCAUCGACACUCCUGGACUCUACGACACUAAUCUCAGCGAAGACGAGAUUAAAAGCGAAAUACUGAAAUGCUUCACGUACGCCUCUCCUGGUCCACACGCGUUUCUCGUAGUGAUUAAAGUGGACAGAUUCACAGAGGAGAAUAAAAAAACUGUGGAGCAGCUCAAAGAAGUGUUUGGAGACCAGAUGGAGAAAUACACCAUGAUCCUGUUCACGUAUAAAGAUCAGUUAGAGAAGGAGAAUAAAACCGUCGAGCAGUUCCUACAGGACAGCGAUCCAGAUCUUAAAGAGCUGGUGGAGAGUUGUGGAAAACGGUUCAUCUGUCUGGACAACAACUCAGCCAGUUUCCCCCAGUUUAAAGAUCUGAUCAGUAAAGUAGAGGAGAUGGUGGAGGAAAACGAAGGAGCGCACUUCACUAAUGACAUGUUUAACGAAACCGAGAAACACAUUCAGGAGAUUCAGAAGCAGAAACUGCAGGAGAAAGUCAAGCAGUUCAAGCAGAAGCGCAAGAAGGUCACUCAGACGGAAUGGCAGAAAAUCUACUGGCGUCUGGUGGAGGAUUCUCGGCAUGAGGCGGAGCGCUCGUUCUCGGACGUGUGUAUCGCAGCUAUAGCACAGCUCCUGAAGAAGGUGGUGGUGACGGCGGAGGAGAAGGAGAGCGCGCUGAAGGAGGCCGAAAGCAAAGGAAUCAGUCGCACAGAGGCCGUUCAGCUGGCUAUCAGAGCCACGCAGAAACUAGCAAAACAGAAGAUGUGUAAAGUUCAGUGAGAAAACACUUAAAGGUCCUGCGAAGGGCUUUGAAACGUGCGCUAUUUAUUCAAUGUUUGAUGCAAUCUCAACUGAAACAGAAAGACGGCAGUCGACAGUAGCCCCUCCCCCUUUUUCUAAAUCAGCCAAUCACCUUUAGUCUACAUCACUCAACUAUAAAGAUGUAGAGAAACAACAUCGUCAGGAUCUCAUUCAGAAUGAGCAUUUUCCAGCUAAUAGAUGAUAAACACUGACAGAUAGUUAGAAUCUGCUGAAAUAUAAAAGGCUUAUGACAUUGUAAUCUACAGAUAGUAUUAAUAAGAGCUCCUCUACUAAGAUUAAAGCAAACAAUUGGUUAUACCAUGGUAAAAAAUAAUAUAAUUUACAUGGAAAUUCUGCAAAACAGGCUAACAAAUUAAAGUACAAAGAUAAAGGUCACUCCGGUAUCUGGUGCUAGUUUCAGCAUCUUUAUUUUUCCUUUAUUUUAACAAAAGCAGACCUCAACUGUAACGGUACAGAUGUAGAGCAACAAUAUCAUUGGGAUCCCAUUCAGAACGAGUAUAUUCCAGCGAAUACACUAUAAAACACUGACAGCUGGUUAGAAACCAUUUAAAUAUUAAGGAGUCGAGCAAUGUUUAUCCUAAUGAAUAAAUAUCAAUGUAGAGCUUCACAUGACAUUGUGGAGCGGCUCUGCUUGACGCUGAGCCCUGUUUUACAAGAUUAUUCAAAGAGAACUACUGUCUUUUAUAAAUUAGCCCAUCUCAUUUAGUCAACAUCACAACACUGCCAUUCAUAAGCCCAUCAGACUCGUCACAUAAGAAUAUUAGUAAUAAAACAUGUAAUUUGGACCUGUAAGGAACUGACAACAUGCAGUCUAUAUCUCAGUGCUUGUGUCUUGUAAUGUGUAGUAAAUCCACAGUUUGCUGAUGAAGUGAUAGGAAACACUUGAGGAACCACACUACCGCAGACUGUUAUUCACUAUUGUUGUGCGUUUGUUUUCAAUCUACAUCUUCCUUAAACACAUGUAUGAUAUCAUCGUGUUAAAGCAUUUUACUUUAGUUGCCACGAUGGCCAAACUUUGAAACUCCAUUUCUCAAACUUAAGCAUUUCAAUCAAUCAAUCAAAAACAAAAACCUCUGCCAUUGUCAUGUAAACAAAUGGGUAAAACGUAUAAGUGUUCAGCUUUAGGCUGAUUUCUUCAAUGGUGUUUUUUAAGGGGCCGUUUACACAACACACUUCACAUUUGUCCAGCAUUUCUCUGGCAAGAUUUUUGAACUUGUUUUAUAGAUACGAUGUGUGUAAUCAGACCAGAAGUGUUCAAAUGCAGAAAUACUGUAUUUUUCUUAAUUGUCUUAAUAUUAGUUUGACACUACGAUCAAACACAUUUGCUGCAUUAAAACGUUGUAAAAUACUCUUUAUAAAACGAUAGUUGUUGUCUAGUAUAUGCAGGCUGAGUGUUCUGUAGUGUA